Messenger RNA from Bolinopsis microptera, 2904 nucleotides. Its product is annotated as arylsulfatase B-like. The transcript has 4 exons. The record is from RefSeq and is a predicted model, not a curated record. The coding region runs from base 82 to 2337 and encodes 751 amino acids. NCBI's taxonomy places the organism in Eukaryota, Metazoa, Ctenophora, Tentaculata, Lobata, Bolinopsidae.
UUCGUUUCAAAACUCAUCUUUUCGCAAAUUUGUAUCCUUUCGAAAUUUUUUUUAUUUAAGUUUUACCUAAAACUUAAAUUGAUGAUCAAGUUCCCUGCAACGUUGCUUUUGUUAUUAGCGAGUGGGUUCCUGGCUAUAUCUCGUAGUUCCACACCAAAACAACCCAAUAUUGUGUUUAUCGUGGCUGAUGACAUGGGAUAUCAGGAUGUAGGAUUCAGAGGAUCAAACAUUCGUACUCCUAAUAUAGACAGACUGGCUAGGGAGGGUGUGAUUCUUGAGAACCACUACGUCAUGGCAGUUUGUGCUCCAGCUCGGGCAACUCUGAUGACGGGGCGGUACCCUAUCAGAACUGGGUUCUGGCAGGGUAACCUCCAUCCAACACAAGAAUUCGGGCUGGGUCUAGACGAGACUCUACUGCCCGAGAUGUUGAAGAGAAACGGGUAUGCUACUCACGGUGUAGGUAAGUGGCACUGUGGUACUUACACUUGGGACCAUACCCCAGCCAAGAGAGGCUUUGAUACGUACUUUGGUUUGUUUUUGGGAAUUCAGGACUAUUACACGCACCAUAGGGGUUCAUGGUUAGAUUUCAGAGAAGAUUAUCAUGAUGCAGAUAGUGAAUUUGUGGACGAUAUUAGAGACGAUUUGGAUGGACAUUACAACACUUAUCUAUUUACAGACAGAUCACUAGAAUUGAUUUCGAACCAUGACAAAAGUCAGCCCUUGUUUUUAUAUUUAGCCUACACAGCGCCCCAUACACCGUACCAAGCUCCAUUGGAAGAUAUUGAAAAAUAUUAUAACUCAGAUUCAAUUCAAGACUCCAGAAAAAUAUAUGCGACUAUGAUCUCUAUCAUGGAUGACGGGAUUGGUAAGAUAGCUGAUGCCCUGAAAGACCGAGAUAUGAUGGACAACACCAUCAUAGUGUUCACAUCUGAUAACGGAGCUAGGCGUAUGAGUCAGGGCAGUAAUUUUCCUUUAAGAGGAGAUAAGGGAACAUUUCUAGAAGGAGGAGUAAGGUCACUUGCAUUUGUUAACAGUCCUCUUAUACAAAAGACUGGAUAUAUAAACACCAAUCUUCAUCAUUUCUCUGAUUGGUAUGCAACAUUCCAGAACCUAGCCGGUGACAAUCCCAAAAAACACGUCAAAACCCAAUUACCUAUCGACGGUGUGGACAUCUGGAGUUCAAUAGAUAACGACUUGCCCUGCAGGGAGGAAGUUCUAUUAGAAUUUAGAGAUUCCUCUAAGUAUUUAAAUGCAGUUUCUGACGUUCCGAAAACAGAUUUAUGUGACAAUGAAAAUUGUUUCGAUUUAUCAGGAGUUCUCAAGUUUAAAGAUGGGGAAUUAACGUUUAACGCACAAGAUUUCUUAGCCUUGCGAUGGAAAAAUUGGAAGAUUCUCGCGGGGUCCACAUUCGAGUUGCGAGGUUGGACCACAAAAAACAAUGGAGAUGGGUACAUAGGAAUAUCCGACGGAAGUGGGGACAAAAUUGAUAGAAGUCAUGUAUCUGGAACACUUCUAUUUGAUCUAUCUUCUGAUGUUAGCGAGGAGAGGAAUGUUGCCGGUCAGUAUCCUGAUAUUGUGUUGAAACUCCUUGCGAAGAGACAGGGUUAUCUCGCUAAAGUGGUACCCUUACAACGAAGACAGUUGAGAGAUGACAUUGUGAUGGACGAUGGAGUGUGGAGACCGUGGGCCAAAGAUGAACACGAACUACAGAGGCCGCCGACCUGUGCUCCACUAACGGGCAAUGUCAGCAGCAUGGUUCCCGAUCUAGUGAGUUACGCUACAGAAGAUCGAGUCACACUAACGUGUGUAAAUAAUUAUAUAAUUUCCUGGGCAGCAUCUGAAUCUGAUAACAGUGCAACUAUUAAAUGUGGAGGCACUGGUUGGGUUUCUGAGCCACUACUGGAGAAUUUUAGCGGAGCUGUUGGAUGUGUUGAAUGUAAUAUAGAAGUGGAAUGUACGGAAGGAACAUGCUCAGGCGGAGAAUGUGUCUGUAUUGAUGGUCAUGAGAAGUCUACAGAUUAUCCAAGCCUGUGUACUCUAAUUAAGUGUCCUAUACUUGCCCUUACCAAUACAGCUGCUGAUGUCACAGGACCUUAUAGCCCAGACACGAUAGUCACUGUCACGUGUAAUGAAGGAUAUCAUGUUGCAGGAACAGAUAGUGAAACUGAACAGACAUUGAAUUGUAAUUUAGGAGGAGCUUACGAUGUGAACCUUAAACCUUGUGUCGAAAAAGAUGAGAUUGAACGCAGAGACAACCACAACUACUCUCGUGGAGUAGCCCAUGAAUGCUCGAGCAUUGUUGCAAUUGCAUUGUCGUUGGCCUCCUGGUUGAUUUAGACACAAACAACUUAAAACUAAUUAUUGUGGAUUGAAUCAAAUUAAUGGUUGCACAUUUAAUUAAAGGUUGCUACUUGCUUUCAAUGCGCAAAGAAAUCUUAGGCGACCAGUCUACUUUAUAUUAUGCGUUAAGUCGCUUGGGCGCUUGGCCUAACUGGACUGAGUGGCCUGGACGGAUGACCCGUACGGAUUACUUAUGGGAUUACACAGGGUUGGAAUUAAAUUAUAGGUCCACUAUCGUGAAUUAACCGUCAUACUCAUUGAGUCAUAAUUGUUUACAGAAUUGCCGAGAAUUGGGAAGGUAAAUAAAUUGUAAAUGAUUAAAAACAUUCUCAGCUUUGUUUGAAACCGUCACAAUUGUUUACAGAAUUGGGUAAGUCAAAUAAAUUAUUAAAAACAUUCUCAGCUUUAUUUGAAAUCAGGGCCAGGGUUCCGGUUAGCAUUAAACCUUAAUUAUGAAUAAUUCGCGAGGUUCUCAGUCCCACCAAAUUGAUAGUAAAAUUGUUUAAGUUUCGUGCAUUUGCAUUACCAUUACGUUGACGCAUAUCUUCGGUGAAGCUAUUUCGU